GACGUUCACAUGUCAUGUCACUUUCACCAAAAUAAGGGAACGUCACUUCAUGUCCAGCGGAGCUCCUUGGUUUUUGGGGCCGCGGCGCCCAUUCCUUCAGUGAUAUCACAGCAGUUGCAAAGCGUUCGAGUGGGAAAGAGUCCGGGGCCAAACGAGCCCAACAUGACCACCGAGGAGAAAUUCAAUGCGGCUGUUAAUGUUAUUCGAAGUCUACCCAAAAACGGCUCCUAUCAACCGAGCAAUGAGUUGAUGUUGCGCUUCUAUGCCUACUUUAAGCAGGCCACUUUGGGGCCGUGCUCGGAUGCUCGGCCCGGGUUCUGGGAUUUGGUUGGUCGGGCCAAACACGACGCCUGGAAGCGAUUGGGCGACAUGAGUCGCAACGACGCCAUGACGAAAUACGUUGACGAACUACACGCAAUCGUGGAAACGAUGAGCUACUCGGAUAAGGUGGCCAACUUUCUGGAAGCCCCCACCAACGAGCUCGACGGCAUUAAUUUGGACGAUUUGGAGCUCGUGGCGGGGGAUGUGCUGGAGAAGGUGCGCUCUCAACCCAACUCCCCUCUAGCUUCAAGGGAGAAUUCUCCGAUCCGAUUCAUCUCGAGCAUCUCCUCCUCCCGCUCCACAUCGCCCAGUCUGCGCGAAGAGGAGUCGGAUGACGAAUACAUCGACACCAUCGAAGUGCCCAUCGAGACCAAAGGAUGGAGCGAGGAGAAGACAUACAUUCCAAAUGGACAGGCCUUCCAAGAGGAGACUUCCAAAACUCAACAUGUUUCCAGGUCACGUCAGCGUGCUCACACGCAUCUGGUGGAUAUUUCAGUCGACGUGGCUAAAACAAUCGAGUGCCUAAAGGCUGACGUCCAGCGCCUAACCAAUCAGGUGACCAGCCUUGAAUCGUCCAAUGCAAAGGCGCUGGUGCGACGGAAAAGCUUUUUCUCUGGCCUACAGCCUCAACUGUUGGUUUUCCUGCUUGUCUGGCCUUUCCUAGCUAGUUUUUUAGUGAAUCGAUGGGUGCUAAAGAAGUAAUCUUAGCCUGGUCUAGUGGUGACAGUGAUAUUAAGAGAAUUUUUAUUUUUGUCUGUUGGUUUGUUUGUCUAACGUAAGUUUAAACGGUGUAUAUUUUAUUAUUGUUGUUUUAAGCAUGUGAGUAUUGGUUGUAAAUUCUAUUUUAUUCGGGCCCAAAGACCAAUUUUGUUUUUCCAUUUUUUUGUUUUGUUUUUUUUAUUAUAUCCUAAGAAUGGACGGGAUCUAGAUUAAGUAACCUGAAUAAAAUAAAUGUGGGGCGUUUAUGUACUUUAUAUCUGGCGGGUUUCGGCGUUCUUUGUGGCUGAUUAUUAAAAAUAGCGCUGAAAUCCGCCAGAUAUAAAGUACUUGAUCACCUAGAUGUGGUUUUAUUAAA
Messenger RNA from Dendroctonus ponderosae (mountain pine beetle), 1396 nucleotides. RefSeq names its product acyl-CoA-binding domain-containing protein 5. The record is from RefSeq and is a predicted model, not a curated record. The transcript is spliced from 5 exons. Bases 10 to 1023 code for a protein of 337 amino acids. NCBI's taxonomy places the organism in Eukaryota, Metazoa, Arthropoda, Insecta, Coleoptera, Curculionidae. Gene Ontology annotation, molecular function: fatty-acyl-CoA binding. Gene Ontology annotation, biological process: fatty acid metabolic process.